AUGGACCAGGACAACCACCUAGCCCAGGACGAAGACAGCCACAUGGCUCACAACCACGCAUCUUUCGGCAACGAGGGCUGGGGCGACAUGAGUCCUUAUGGCCAUCAUAAUGGACUUUCUGAUUAUGGAGGUUUCGCUUUUAUGCCGACAGUCACUCAUGGCUUGCCGUCCGAAUCAAUCGGCAGAAUGCCCCCUCCGCCAGCUCCUGUCCAGCCGAUGCAGUCACACCAACAACAAUCUCAUGCGCAACUUCCGAUGCUCAUGAUACCCUCUCAGCCAACAUGGCCCAGUAUGUUGACGAAUCCCAACAGCUAUUCAGCACCGCCCUUGGGGAUGGCGCCUGUAGUUGCUCCGGCGCCCUCCAGAUCGACACGAAUGUCCAACGGUUCGCAACCUCAGCAACGUAGGGUUCUGACCGAUGACGACCGGAAGAAGAUGUGCCAGUAUGCCGCUGAGCACCCCAACGUAAAGCAGACGGAUAUCGGUGCCAUGUUCGGUGUUGAAAGAAGCACGGUCUCCAAAGUUCUACGGAAUAAAGAAAAGUAUCUUAACCCGGAGGCAGACAGGAGCCAGUCUCCCGCUGGUAGGCGGCACAACAAGGGCAAGUUUCCGGAUAUCGACCGAGCUGUUGCCGCAUGGGUCAGGAGACAGCAGCAAGUCGGAUUGACUCCGAGCGACGACGAGAUCCUUGAUCAAGCAAAGCACUUUUCCCGGACUACCAACGGUGCUGAAGCCAGCCAGAUAAAGUCCAUCAACACCACAUGGCUCGAAAGGUUCAAGCAGAGAAACAUUUUGGUUUCAGGGAAGCUCUUACGCCGAGCUUCGGAGACGAACAUCACCGACCAUGCGAAGCUCUCUGGCUCUCCAUCUCUUGGGGCAUCUGCAAUUUCACCGGCAUCCCCAAUAGGGCAUCCAUCUCCGCUGUCGGCCGACAGAAGCGAUGAGGAUGCCGUCCAUGGCCUUGGUUUCAUCGGUUUCGGGGAAGGCGGCGCGUACAAACACACCAAUUCGCAAAGCACUACAUCUAUCAACAGUGCCUUGACAGACGCAGGUAACUCAUCGUUCUCCGGAAGCGCCCUAAGCCCGACGGCAACUUUCACGUUCUCCCCUGACCCCAACAAUGGGCAAUUCCUCUCAAACGACGCAUCCCGUCAACUACAUGGGGGAGCUGCUUCGAACUUCCAGAGACCGAGAAGCCAGACAUUUCCGACUCUUGACAUUGAGUACAUGAACCAAGUCGGGGCAACAGAACCUAUGACUCCGAAGUACCAUCCUGCUUCCACGGCACCCUCGUCCGCAUUGGAAUCUCCUGUUCAUGAAAUGACAGCCCCGCAUUUUGGUCUGGACACUGCUAUUACCUCUUCGCCACAUUUGCAUCAUAGUAGUAGUAACGGCAGUAUGGCUGGGCGAUCUGCUACAACCCCCGCGGGUUCUUCUCCGACGUCGCCUACUCAGGAGGAUGCUCGAAAGGCCGCAGACACUCUACUGAGCUACAUUCAAAGCAGUGGUGGAGGAGCAUUGCUGGAUCAGACAGAGUACAUGAUGAUGAUAAGGCUUACGGAAAAGCUACGACUACAGCAGCAUCAGCUUGCCAAGGCUGGAGCGCCUCAGUCAUUAGGUACUCUGGAUCGAAUCCCCGAGGGAGAUGCCGAGAUGUCGCCGCAGCACCCUCCCCCAAUGUCCCUAGAGAUCAAGUCCGAGCCGGUCGUGACUCGGUGA
Messenger RNA from Colletotrichum spaethianum, 1719 nucleotides. Its product is annotated as major centromere autoantigen B. The record is from RefSeq and is a predicted model, not a curated record. The transcript is spliced from 2 exons. Gene Ontology annotation, molecular function: DNA binding. Gene Ontology annotation, cellular component: nucleus. NCBI's taxonomy places the organism in Eukaryota, Fungi, Ascomycota, Sordariomycetes, Glomerellales, Glomerellaceae. Bases 1 to 1719 code for a protein of 572 amino acids.